Messenger RNA from Ambispora gerdemannii, 515 nucleotides. Lineage: Eukaryota; Fungi; Glomeromycota; Glomeromycetes; Archaeosporales; Ambisporaceae. The record is from the annotation of a GenBank genome assembly.
AUGCUUAUACCUACUGAUUCUCUCGCCACCUUAACGUCAACUUCAAAUAUAGAAUUCGAAAAUCUUAUAGUGAACGGCACAGAAGAAGCGGAAGCCGAGGAAAUUAAAGAAUGGCAUUUUCAUGUUUAUUUUUUUCAGAACAAUGAAAAAAGCAAAGCAUCAGCAUUAGUACUUCGACAAAAAAUAAUUGAAUUGACUCGCGAAGGGUUUUUUUAUCCUGUUCCUUCUUCGGUUAAUAUGGCUCCAUUGGGACCUCAUCCAAUUGGUUCGUACGAAGUUUGGUGCCCAAAAGAACACUUCAAUCGGGUAUUCUCUUGGUUUGUGUUACAUCGUGGUCAACAUUCAGUUCUGGUGCAUCCACUAACAGUUGAAGAGAUUAAAGAUCACACUGAACGAGAAGUAUGGAUGGGCACCCCAAUGCCAUUAGACACGGAAAGGCUUCAUGAACGUCUUCCACAAGUGCCAUUACAAUAUCCAGAAUUGAAAAUGGGAUAUUCGGCGCCACCUUCUUCUCG